GCUGUCUGGGGGGAGGGGGUCCCCGGGGAAGAAAAAGGCUGAGCUUUCUCUGUGCUCCUCGGGGGUCAUGGAGCCCGGGCUCUGGACUCUAGGGGGCGCUCCUGCUCCAUUCUCUCCCGGACCAAUCUGCCUGGGCAGCAUCUCUAGUCAGAACCAGCCUCCUCUUAGGCGCGGGUCCACUAACCAAGCCCCAGGGAAAGCCCUGAAUGUGGGCGCAGGACCUGGGUUCAAAUGCCGAUCCUGCCCUAUACGGACUAGGGGACUGGAACAGCAAAGUGAGCUUCUUUGGACUUGUGGGUGCUUGGUUCUAAAACGAGGCGGCGGAACUAGAUUAUUUUUGAACUCUUCAGUUAAUUCCAGCAUUCUGUUGUGUGGUCCCAGGGUAGCCUCCCCCUGCAGAGACUCCGCGGUCCGAGGGAGGGCGCUUGACCUCUCAUGCAGCCUUUCCCAGAGUCCUCUGCAGCUCCAACUUCAGAAAGAACUCUAAGGGAGUCUUUGGGGGGAGGCAGCUAGCAAGGGGAGAGCCCCACUCCUAGGGGCGGGGAGAUGGCCAGCGAAUCCGAGGGGGCCCCCAGGAACGAAGAGCUGAAGGCGUGGCAGGGGGCUGCCCAUCAGCCGCAGGAUUCCGAAAAGCCUUCCGGGGCAAGAGAUCCCAGGCUGUGGGAAAGCUAAACUCCCCAGGCACUUGCUUGAGCCAAGGUUCAGUUAAGUGCCCCGCGUUGCACUUGCGACUGGCAGCCACAGUGGGGCAGUGUUGACUGCAGAGUCGGGGAGCCGGCUGGCACUGCAAUGGCGGGGGUUUAGGGGAGGGGGGGAGAGGUUUCCCUCUCCUUUGCAGGCAGCGGACGCUUGGCCUUCCCAGAACCACACGACGCAGCCGUGAGGACAGGGCCCCGGGACCCCGCCUGUCGUUGCGUCUCUCUGCCGUUUACUUAUGACGUAAAGGUCCCGCCUGAUGUAGUACUAGCAGCUGACAUUGACACGGGGCUUUUACACAUGAUGACACCUAACUAUCGAGACAGGCUUGUGAGACACUGUCGCUGCCACCAUAGAGAAGGGGAAACUGAGGGUUGGCGAGGCCGCGUGGCCGUGAUAGAAGGGGAAACUGAGGGGUGGCGAGGUCACGUGGCCGUUACAGAAGAGGAAACUGAGGACUGGGAAAGCCAAGUGAUCGUUAAAGAAGGGGAAACUGAGGCUUGGCGAGGUCACGUGGCCAUUAUAGAUGGGGAAACUGAGACUUGGCGAGGUCAAGUGAUCGUCACAGAAGUGGAAACUGAGGACUGGGAAGGCCAAGUGAUCGUCACAGAAGAGGAAACUGAGGACUGGGAAGGCCAAGUGAUCGUCACAGAAGAGGAAACUGAGGAUUGGCGAGGUCAAGUGGCCGUUACAGAAGGGGAAACUGAGGCUUGGCAAGGUCAAGUGGCCGUUACAGAAGAGGAAACUGAGGCUUGGAGAGGUCAAGUAGCCGUUACAGAAGGGGAAACUGAGGCUUGGCAAGGUCAAGUGGCCGUUACAGAAGAGGAAACUGCUUGGAGAGGUCAAGUGGCCGUUACAGAAGGGGAAACUAAGGCUUGGCAAGGUCAAGUGGCCGUUACAGAAGGGGAAACUGAGGCGUGGAGAGGUCAAGUGGCCGUUACAGAAGAGGAAACUAAGGCUUGGCAAGGUCAAGUGGCCGUUACAGAAGAGGAAACUAAGGCUUGGCAAGGUCAAGUGGCCGUUACAGAAGAGGAAACUGAGGCGUGGAGAGGUCAAGUAGCCGUUACAGAAGGGGAAACUGAGGCUUGGCGAGGUCAAGUGGCCGUUACCAAAGGGGAAACUGAGGCUUGGCAAGGUCAAGUGGCCGUUACAGAAGAGGAAACUGAGGCUUGGCAAGGUCAAGUGGCCACUUCAGAAGUGGACACAGAGGCUUGGCAAGGUCACGUGUCCAUUAUAGAAGGGGAAACUGAGUCUUGGAGAGGUCACAUAGCCACUUCAGAAGUGGAAACAGAGGCUUGGCAAGGUCACGUGUCCGUUAUAGAAGGAGAAACAGGCUUGUCAAGGUCAAGUAGCCAUUACAGAAGGAAAAACUGAGGCUGGAUAAGAUUGAAAUUCAUCUAAUUUAAGUGUCUGAGGGUAGGAUUGGGUCCAGAACUUCCUGAUUAAGUCAUGAUGCCUCUUCAGAAAAGAAAGAGCACCCUGAUGUAGGCUCUCUGGGUACCCAGUGCCCCUCAUGGCAGAAGCGUCAUCAGCUACAGCAGAAGGGCCUUUCUGCCGCCUCCACCCAGAUGCUUGGGAGAAAGGAGCUCUUAGUUUUAGGACUGACAGAGUCACUGCUGACUGGCCUGUGAGGAACUCCAGGUGGUCUGAGCUCAGCAGAUCCAGUGGCCUCCAUGGGCAUCACAGAGUUAUGACGUGGCAACAAAGAGCUGGACAGCAAGUCCAACAAAGGGAGAGGUGGGAAGAUAAAGGGCCCUUUGGGAAAGGGCCCAAUCCCUGAGCCUCCUUGGGUCAGUCCCGGCUCCAGGAAGAGCAUCAGAAAUGCUCACUGGGCAUCUCGGAGAGCUGAAGAACCAGCUGAAUGAGGUGAGAUGAAGAAAAAGAGAGAGGAGAGGGAAUUAAUAACCUAGUAUUCAGAACAUGGCACACUAAACAAUAAUCAAAGUA
Antechinus flavipes (yellow-footed antechinus) is the source of this 2643-nucleotide messenger RNA. RefSeq names its product golgin subfamily A member 6-like protein 6. The coding region runs from base 997 to 2070 and encodes 357 amino acids. The record is from RefSeq and is a predicted model, not a curated record. Lineage: Eukaryota; Metazoa; Chordata; Mammalia; Dasyuromorphia; Dasyuridae. The transcript is spliced from 2 exons.